This is a messenger RNA of Condylura cristata (star-nosed mole), 4366 nucleotides long. RefSeq names its product prickle homolog 1 (Drosophila) (gene PRICKLE1). The transcript is spliced from 8 exons. Gene Ontology annotation, molecular function: zinc ion binding. The record is from RefSeq and is a predicted model, not a curated record. NCBI's taxonomy places the organism in Eukaryota, Metazoa, Chordata, Mammalia, Eulipotyphla, Talpidae. The coding region runs from base 131 to 2650 and encodes 839 amino acids.
AUUUAUGCUCUUGGGAAGCUGGUACAAAGCAGCUACUUUCUCUUCUCCCUAUUUAAGCAGAGUCGGCAAGGGACAGCUGCUGCUGUUUGAUGUGCUGUGACUGAGAAGUCAGCUUGUCGCCGCCAUUGCUAUGCCCCUGGAGAUGGAGCCCAAAAUGAGCAAGCUGGCCUUUGGCUGCCAGAGGAGCUCCACCUCGGAUGACGACUCAGGCUGUGCUUUGGAGGAGUAUGCCUGGGUGCCCCCAGGGCUUCGGCCUGAGCAGGUAGCAGCCUCAGACCUCCAGAUCCAGCUCUAUUUUGCUUGCUUACCAGAGGAGAAAGUCCCUUAUGUUAACAGCCCUGGAGAGAAACAUCGAAUCAAACAGCUUUUGUACCAGUUGCCACCACAUGAUAAUGAGGUGCGGUAUUGCCAGUCAUUGAGUGAAGAGGAGAAGAAAGAAUUGCAAGUGUUCAGCGCCCAGAGGAAGAAAGAAGCCCUGGGAAGAGGCACAAUCAAACUGUUGUCCAGAGCGCUGAUGCAUGCUGUGUGUGAGCAGUGUGGCCUAAAGAUCAAUGGAGGCGAGGUUGCCGUGUUUGCGUCCCGUGCGGGGCCCGGGGUCUGCUGGCACCCGUCCUGUUUUGUCUGCUUCACGUGUAACGAGCUACUGGUCGACCUCAUCUAUUUUUACCAGGAUGGGAAGAUUCACUGUGGCAGGCACCACGCUGAACUGCUGAAACCACGGUGUUCAGCAUGUGACGAGAUCAUUUUUGCCGACGAGUGCACAGAAGCUGAGGGUCGCCACUGGCACAUGAAGCACUUCUGCUGCCUCGAGUGUGAGACGGUCCUGGGAGGACAAAGGUACAUCAUGAAGGACGGCCGCCCCUUCUGCUGCGGCUGCUUCGAGUCCCUGUAUGCCGAGUACUGCGAGACCUGCGGGGAGCACAUCGGUGUAGACCAUGCACAGAUGACCUACGACGGACAGCACUGGCACGCGACAGAAGCCUGCUUUUCUUGUGCCCAGUGUAAAGCCUCUUUGUUGGGAUGUCCCUUCCUUCCCAAACAAGGUCAGAUUUAUUGCUCAAAAACAUGUAGCCUUGGAGAAGACGUCCAUGCCUCAGAUUCUUCCGAUUCUGCAUUUCAGUCAGCUCGAUCGAGAGACUCCAGGAGAAGCGUCCGAAUGGGCAAUAGCAGUCGGUCAGCCGAUCAGUGUAGACAAUCGCUGCUCCUGUCCCCUGCUUUGAACUACAAAUUUCCUGGCCUUUCUGGCAAUGCUGAUGAUACCCUGUCUAGGAAACUGGAGGACCUGAGUCUCUCCAGGCAAGGUGCGAGUUUCGUUAAUGAAGAAUUUUGGAAAGGCAGAGUAGAGCACGAAACCCCGGAAGACCCUGAAGAGUGGGCUGAACAUGAAGAUUAUAUGACUCAGCUCCUCCUCAAGUUUGGUGAUAAAAGCCUCUUUCAGCAGCAGCCCAGUGAAAUGGAUAGUCGAGCUAAUGAGCACUGGCUGUCUGAUAACAUGGUUAAAAGUAAGACCGAGCUGAAGCAGAAUAACCAGAGCCUGGCAAGUAAAAAAUACCAAUCUGACAUGUAUUGGGCACAGUCACAAGAUGGACUGGGCGACUCGGCUUACGGCAGCCACCCAGGCCCUGCCAGCAGUAGGAGGCUCCAGGAAUUGGAGCUGGACCACGGGGCUUCAGGAUAUAAUCACGAGCAGACACAGUGGUAUGAAGAUUCCCUGGAGUGUUUGUCAGACUUGAAACCAGAGCAAAGUGUUCGGGAUUCCAUGGAUUCUUUGGCUUUGUCCAAUAUCACAGGCGCUUCGGUAGAUGGAGAAAGCAAGCCGAGACCAUCCUUAUAUUCUCUGCAGAACUUUGAGGAAAUAGAGGUAGAAGAUUGUGAGAAAAUGAGCAACAUGGGCACUCUGAACUCUUCCAUGUUGCACAGGAGCACAGAGUCCUUAAAGAGUCUAAGUUCAGAGCUGUGUCCAGAAAAAAUCAUGCCUGAGGAGAAACCAGUCCACCUGCCCGUGCUCAGGAGGUCCAAGUCUCAGUCCAGGCCACAACAGGUGAAGUUCUCCGACGAUGUCAUCGACAAUGGAAACUAUGACAACAUCGAGAUCCGACAGCCUCCCAUGAGCGAGAGGACUCGGAGACGGGUCUACCACUUUGAAGAGCGGGGCUCCAGGCCUCACCACCAUCGCCGCAGGAGAAGCAGGAAGUCCCGCUCCGACAACGCCCUGAACCUUGUCACCGAGAGGAAGUACCCUCCCAAAGACAGGCUGCGACUCUACGCCCCUGACAACUAUGAGAAGUUCAUCCAGAGUAAGAGCGCUCGCGAGAUGCAGGCCUACAUCCAGAAGGCCGACCUCUACGGGCAGUACGCCCACGCCACGUCCGACUACACGCUGCAGAGCCCGGGAAUGAACAGGUUCCUGGGCCUCUACGGCGAGGACGACGACUCCUGGUGUUCCUCCUCCACCUCCUCCUCCGACUCAGAAGAAGAGGGCUAUUUUCUCGGACAGCCAAUUCCUCAACCCCGGCCACAGAGAUACGCCUACUAUCCAGACGACUUGUCCAGUCCCAACUCUGCGCUCCCCACGCCUCAGUUCGGGCAGAGGACAACUAAAUCCAAGAAGAAAAAGGGCCACAAGGGCAAAAACUGUAUUAUUUCUUAACCUUGUAGUUGUGGAGGUCAUGUUCGAACUCAGUCACUCACCAUCUUGAAUCAUAUCUUUUUCUCCCAUAGGAAGUUACUAAGAUAGUUUAAAGUGCUUUGCCCAUGUAUAUGAGACCAUGACUGCUGUUUACAGUAUCUGAUUAAUAUUCGGAAGGUGUGAUUUCUCCGGUUUACCCUCCUUGGAUGGGAACAGGUUGACAGAACCUCUUACCUGCAAAGUUCAUCAUUUCCACACAUCUGGUGUUGAUCUCCAGUCAGCAAGAGAAUCCCCUAAAAACUGCCAGAGGUGAUUGGACAAGGGUGUUGAUUUUAGACAAUGGAGAACUUCAGCUGCCUUUGUAAAGCAAUAGUGUUUGUCAUUCCCUGAUGCCAAGUUGCCCCACCACCACCAGUGGGUCUGCCUCAUUAUGUGGGGUGCAGGUUGCCAUGCUGACCGGGUCAGCCCCCCAUUGUGGGAGACCACCUUAUCCCCCUUCACCCCUCACUAGCCAGAUAAACAUUGUAUUAGCUCCAGCUACAGAUGGGAAAAAAAAACAUUACUAUUUAUAAUGUAGUAUUUCAUAGACUUAAGUGUAUUCCUAAUUUAAUGGUGCAAAUAUUAAUGUACAUACUGUACAGUUCAGAUUUUAAAGCUGAUAUUUUUAUAUCCCUGAAUUGCAAGAUGUUUGUUACACUGCAGUGCUAGAUUUGUUAGGGAACCAGAAGCAGCAUUGAAGGAUGAAAUGAUUGCUUGUAUUUUAGUCAGGGUUUAUAAGUUUAGACAAAUUUAUAUUGCCUAGUGAUGGAAAGUUGAAUUUUUUUUUUUGAUUUUUCAGUACUAAAAAGGCUCUAUAUGCAUGGUGAGGCUAUGUAAAUAUUCUGUAAAACUAUGGCCCUAUUAAUCUUACGAGUGUUAUUUAUGGGUCAAGCAAUGUAAACUGUAUAAAUGUAAAAACAAACAAAAAAAUCCUGCACAUACCCCUGGAAUAUAUGGUAAAAAGAACCUGAGCAGAUGUCUCCCUCACCCCACCCCCCCACUUAGGGUGGGAGGAGGGGCUCCCUUUUCAGCAAGGUGGCGAUUCUCUUGGCCAAAGGGACCCAGCUUCCAUGGAUCUGCUUUUUUGUGGCAGAGGAUUUCAUCAGUUUAUUGUUUGGAGACAAGUUACUCCUUUUUGUCCCUCCCUUUCUGCUAAUUUGUUGGCCUUUAGCAGCAAUUUUUGAAACUUGGUCUCUGGUUAUUUUCUUCUAAGCUCUAAAAACUAGAGGAUGCUGGCGACUUCAUGUUAAUGGGAGGCACUAACUUCAGGCAGUGUUGGGCUAUGCUGUGGUCUUGCACACAUGCUACAUUUCUACCUACAGGUCACCUACAGCCCUAAUGGACGCUAUCUUGGACCAUUGAGGAGGCAUUUAAUAAACACUUGAUAAAUAACAGACUACCUUUGAGCACAAGUCUUUGCAAACAUACUCAGAUGAAUUCCAUGAUGUGCCUCUGUUCAGCCAUGAUGAAUUUGCCAUUCUCCUGCCAUUUGUUCCACGCGUGUGCCCACUGGCACCUGCUCCUAGCUGGGAAAUAGGGCUUGAAGCACAGAGACUGCAAAGCUGAAUUUACUGGGAUGGGGGAGAGCUGUUAGACCUUGGGAAGUAAGGUCAUCAAUGCAAAGGGUAAGCCAGUGUUCGACAGCAGACUCUGGCCUGUGGCUGCACUACUGGCCUGGAGAAAUGUGGCACUUGAGAG